Molecule: messenger RNA, 1443 nt
Organism: Aspergillus versicolor CBS 583.65
Lineage: Eukaryota; Fungi; Ascomycota; Eurotiomycetes; Eurotiales; Aspergillaceae
Exons: 1
Coding region: 1-1443 (480 amino acids)
Source: RefSeq, a predicted model, not a curated record
AUGCCUGAAGAACAAGUAAUCCACCUUCAUCCCCUAGGAUGGGAAAACGAUCCUGAGGAAGAGCGGUUCAAGUUGUCCACGCUGGACUAUCUGACUGCGCAGACCUACAACAUGUACUGUCUAUUCUUUCGACUAGACGAAGCCAGCAGGCCGAGUGCUGUCGAGGCGCUGAAAGCCGGUCUUGAGCGAACCCUAAGCCAGGCCCGACAUCUAUGCGGGACGAUCGAGAAAGAUCCCACCGGGGGACACUCCUUCGUCAAAAAGAAGGAUAGCACGGUGAGAUUCGUCGUCCAGAACCUCGACGCGGAAAUCUACCCAUCGCUGGAUGAUAUCGAGCAAGCGCACUUUUCCACGGCGAGACUGGGUGAUCUCAAACUCUGGAGUGUGCCUCCCAUGACCUAUGGCGAGAAGCCCGAAGCGAAUCCAGAUAUCAGUCCGAUUACAGCAGCUUACAAGGCCAACUUUGUCCGCGGUGGCCUGGUGUUCAUCAUGCACCACCACCACUAUGCCAACGACAUCAUGGGCUUUGCUGGUCUUGUUCAUCAGCUAGCAGAGAACUGUUACUCCAUCGUUAACAACACCCCGUUCACUUAUUGGGAUCCCAAGAACCUGGACUACUCCCGCACAACCAAGCCAGACCCCCCGGAGGAGUUGAAGGUCGACGGCCCUCCUGCUCCCCAGCGCCACCCAGACCUUCUCCCAGGGAUAUCGCUUCUGUUCCACCUCCCCAAAAGCAAGGCAGCAGAGCUCAAGGCGCUGGGGGCUCCGAAAGACGGAACCUGGAUUUCAACCUACGACGCCUUCUGCGCCUUCAUCCUACGCACACUAACCCGCGUCCGAGCCCCGGUCUUCAAACCAGAGAUGUCCUCGCACAUCGUCUGGGGCGAAGGCGUGGACAUGCGCAGACGCUUCCACCCACCAGUCCCCCCAAGACUGCAGGGGAACGCCAUGUCCGCAGCCUUGAACACACUAUCCCCAGUGCCGCAACCAACCGUAUCAGAGAUCAUCUCCGACUGGCCAUUCUGGAAAUUGGCAGCCUAUAUCCGCGCGCUGACCAACAGCGUCACACAGGAAGCACUGGACCAGACGCUCGGCAUGGUCGCGACAGUCCGCGACAAGACAUCGCUGAACAUCCGGUGCGACUCGAUGCCGCCCAUGUCGAUUCUCAUGACGGAUCACCGCGAUUUGAACCACACGGCGGCAAACUUUGGCUUCGCGACUCCGGUUGCGUACCGCCAUUUACUGGACUGUAUUACCAACGGGGUGAUUGUUGUCUAUCCGCCGCGUGUGAACGACGAGGGUUCGGACGAGGGCCCCGAGUUUGCUAUCUUCUACGAGAGAGACCUGGCGCAGACGCUGAUUGAGGAUCCCGAGUGGAAUAGAUAUUUUGAGUAUAGAGGGGUAGACGCCAUCGACGCGGCUAGCAAUAGCAAUAGCAAUUAA